Molecule: messenger RNA, 1938 nt
Organism: Orbicella faveolata
Lineage: Eukaryota; Metazoa; Cnidaria; Anthozoa; Scleractinia; Merulinidae
Product: kelch-like protein 11
Molecular function (GO): protein binding
Source: RefSeq, a predicted model, not a curated record
AUGUCAGCAACCUUACAAUCUACCAGCAAUCGCUCGCAAAACGAAAGUUUGAAAGAAAUGUUUCAGCCACACGAAGCACUCGAUCAUCCAUGUGAUUUGACUUUGUUGGUGGAAGACGGAAAAGAAUUCAAAGCUCAUAAAGAUGUUUUGUCGAAGGCCAGUCCCUUUUUUGAAAAGCUGCUGAACAGCGACAUGAAAGAGGCUAAAGAGGGAAUAAUUCGGUUGGAGAUGAGUAACGAGUUAGUGAUGUCUGCUGUACUGGAGUUUAUUUACACUGGUAGCGUUCAAACAUUAGCCCCUCGAGAGAUGGCCGAAAAUCUUGUCUUUAUGGCUGAUUACUUGUUUCUUCCGAAAUUAAAAGCUCUUGCCAUGCGAGUUGUAGAAAACUUAGAGGCCAUGAAUGCUUCAAACUGUAUUUCAAUCUACCAUUUUGCAGAAUUGUAUCGAUGCGACGAAAUUCUGUCCAGGACCAGACAGUUUAUCCUAGCAAAUUUCACAUCCGUAGCCAAAACAAACGAGUUUUUUAAUUUGUCCAACGAGGAAGUUGAGAUGUGGAUUUCCAGUGACGAAAUAGAUGUGACCACCGAGGAAAAUGUGUUUGAGAUCAUUUUAGCAUGGAUUGAUCGAGAUAAAAACGAACGAAAGAAAUAUUUCGCUGAUUUAUUUCGUCAAGUUCGACUUGUUUAUGUAUCACGCGACUUCCUAUGCGGUGUCAUUGCGACCAAUUACCAUGUGAAAGUUAAUGACGGAUGUUUGGAUCUUGUGAAGGGCGCUCUGAAGGCAAUUGACUCAAACAACUUCGACGAUUUAUCUACCCCACCAAGGAAGGCCCCGACCAUUGUGGUGUGCAGUGAGGAACACGUUCUUUGUUAUUUCCCUCGCGAAGACAGAUGGUGCAAUGUAGGAGACAGUUUAGGUUCACAUCACCGAACUCAGAUAGCCUCUAUUUGUCAUAACGAACUGUAUUCUUUUUCUCCAUCAAAUUCAGAGGUCCCUAUGUCACAAAUGCACCGCUAUGAUUUGUUUUCUAACACUUGGACGCCAUUACCGUACUAUGAAGAAGGAGCUAUGAAGCAGAUAGUUGUCAGAAAUGGUUGUGAAAUUUAUGGUGUGGUAACUAAAUACAGGUGCCCUGAGUGCAACAGAAGACUGACUGGUUUCUGUCCGUGUCUCCUUUCAUUAUACGGCCAGGAACAUUAUUCAUGCUUCAAAUGCAAAGGACGACUUUCACAUGCAGUCUGCCAGACUUGCCUUGAAGGCGAAUUCGACGUUUCUAUGAUUUCGAGGUACGCACCGGAGUCAAACGUUUGGCAAGACAUUACAUCUUUUGAUUCGGGUUUAAGGGAAAGAGUUUGCCUUGUAGCCAGUGAUAAUUUUAUUUAUUUCAUUGGCGGUGGAGUACGCGGAGAAAUGAACAAAUACCUGAGCGAUGUUGACAGGUAUGACCUUAACCAAAACACUUGGGAGAAAGUAGCUGACAUGCAAGAGGAGAGAAUGCUGCCUUGUGGUGCUGCAGCACAUGGAAAAAUUUUCAUUGCUGGUGGAAACAAAGGGGCGCCUGCUGACACUUGUGAAGUGUACAACGAACGAUCGAACGAGUGGGAGAUUAUAUGGGGCCUGGUCACUAGGAGGAACCAGUUCCGCCGUAUGGUGUGUUGCGAUGGCAACCUAUACUUAUUGGGUGGUUGCUAUGGCGGCGACUCUGAAGGAGCAAUAGUUGAGCGCUAUGAUUAUGAUAACGACGAGUGGAUCAAAACCACCACAAUACCUUUCCAACAGAAUGAGAAUGAAGAACUUGGCUUUGCAAGUGCCUGUUCAAUGGAAAUUUCUAAAAAUAAUCUCAGCUACACUGUCUUGGAUUCAGCGUCAAUUGGUGUGACAGAGCAUUUGACAAAAAAGACAACUCGCGCUAAUCAAGUGGCGAAGACUUCUCAUUAG